Messenger RNA from Copidosoma floridanum, 1424 nucleotides. RefSeq names its product E3 ubiquitin-protein ligase Fancl (gene Fancl). Gene Ontology annotation, molecular function: ubiquitin protein ligase activity. The record is from RefSeq and is a predicted model, not a curated record. Gene Ontology annotation, biological process: interstrand cross-link repair; protein monoubiquitination. Gene Ontology annotation, cellular component: Fanconi anaemia nuclear complex; nucleus. Lineage: Eukaryota; Metazoa; Arthropoda; Insecta; Hymenoptera; Encyrtidae.
UCGGGGACCAUUCAACAUGUAAACAACAACACGAAAUAAGUAGAUACGUGCAGAUAUUUAUAGAUUUGUUAAAAAAUAACGUGUAUACUAGCAUACGCCUAUAAAUACAUCAUGAUUGUGUUUGAAAAAAUUGUGACUUUGAACUUACAUGACACAUUUUUUGCUAAAAACCAUUAAAUUUUAAUAAAAAGAAAGAAAAAAAAGCAUUUGUGGACAAUGGAAGAUGAUUUCAAAGAAAUGUUGGAAUUGUAUCCCACGUUAGUGCUUGUGUCGGAAUCUCCACCGACAUGGAAAGGAUCGCUGACAGUGACCAAUAAUUACACAAACUGUAAAACAAAUGUUGUGGUCAAAUUUGUUGUUCCAUUGUAUCCACACUUGAAUGAUGCUUCGAUUUAUUUUGGAAGAAGUAUUGCUUUCUUGUUCGGGAAUCGUUUUAAAAAUCAAAUAGAAUCACUAAUCAAAGCAUCUGAAUCGGUACCUUCCUUUUUUCAAGAACUGACAACAGCCAUUGAAAAAAUGAUCUGUGAUUAUCAUGAAAAAGAAAUGAUUAUUUCCCUUAAAACGGAUGCAAGAGAAAAACUAUUGAAAGAACUUAGUUAUGUGUUGUCAGAAAAUUCAGAGGUUGAGCUUUCAUCUAACAAGGACCUCAGUACAAUAAAACUUAGUAUGAAUGAUAUUUCUAUAAUAGUAGAGCCUUCGAUUAACUCUUCUGGUCAAAAUUCGUGGAAAAUCGUUUCUUCAGAAUUACCAGAUGUACCUGGUUACACAAUCAAUGAAAAAAAAUCUUUUACAUUGAAAGAGAUAAGGAACAUGUUUCAGAAACAAGUGGAUCUGUUAGAAGAUGUUUGGGCUCAAUUGAGGAAACUUGACAAUUUUUGUUGGGUACUAGAUCCACUUGAGCCAAAACCCUACCAUCUAUAUCGAAGAAUCUACUUAUCACCAUCGCUAUCUGUUUUUAUUACUCUUGAUCCAAAUGAUCCUACUGGCUAUCCAAAAUUAGUGUUUAUUGGUGCUAAAAAUGAGGUAGAAAAAUACAGAGAUUUGGUGCAAGACGAAGAUAAUAUCGAGAAAUGGGAUUUAGAGUCCAGUGUGUAUGAAAAUCUGUUGUCACUGUUGAACAUUGAUGAUUUUCCAGUACAACCACUAACUGCAAAAUCCGAGAAAGACGAGGAAGGCGUGUUUGGUGAUGAAGAGUGUUGUAUUUGUUUCUCGGACGAAGCCGACGAUGGAACAUUACCCGAUGAAGUAUGUAAUAACAAUAAGUGCAGGCGACGUUUCCACCCCACAUGCUUAUUCCGGUGGCUGCAAGAACUCUCCACCAACAAAAUCGUGUUCAAUAAAAUAUAUGGCGCCUGUCCCAACUGCAAACAAGAAGUAUGUUGUAACGUACCAUCCACCUAAUAUCUUUUGAUAUUCAAUUUUUA